Messenger RNA from Crotalus tigris (Tiger rattlesnake), 2798 nucleotides. RefSeq names its product TPD52 like 2 (gene TPD52L2). The record is from RefSeq and is a predicted model, not a curated record. Lineage: Eukaryota; Metazoa; Chordata; Lepidosauria; Squamata; Viperidae. The coding region runs from base 122 to 892 and encodes 256 amino acids. The transcript has 10 exons. Gene Ontology annotation, cellular component: cytoplasm.
CAGGCCGGAAAGGAAGCGUCGGUGGCGUGUGACGUCGCACCGUCAAGCUAGAGAAGCUGCCGCGGUGGUUGUUUUCCACUCCGCCGCCGUAGCCACGCAACGGUCCCCGGGCCUGGGCGAGAUGGAGAGCGCCAGCCAGGAUAUCAACCUUAACUCUCCUAACAAAGGUCUCCUGUCGGAUACCAUGACCGAUGUGCCCGUGGACAACCUCAGUGCCGCUGCCAUGGCUGCCCCGUCCAGGACCUUACCCUACAACGGUCUCACCGAAGCCGAGGAAGAAGAACUAAGGUCUGAGCUGAUCAAGGUGGAAGAGGAGAUUGGCACGCUGCGCCAGGUGUUGGCGGCCAAGGAGAGACACUGCGGGGAGCUGAAGAGGAAGCUGGGCCUGACCCCCUUGGAUGACCUGAAGCAAAACCUCUCCAAAAGUUGGCACGACGUCCAGGUUUCUAACGCCUAUGUGAAAACCUCUGAGAAACUCGGAGAGUGGAAUGAGAAAGUCUUCCAGUCUGACUUAUAUGUUUCGGCCAGCAAUACACUGGAGGACUGGAAUGAGAAAUUAACACAGUCAGAAGCGUAUAAGAAGACCCAGGAAACGCUCUAUCAGGCCGGGCAGAAGACUUCAGCUGCUCUGUCCAACGUGGGUUCUGCAAUCAGCCGGAAGUUUGGAGAUAUGAGGGCUCAUCCCUUCUCACAUUCUUUUAGCAGUUACUCCAUUCGCCAUUCGAUAAGUAUGCCAGCCAUGAGAAAUUCUGCAACUUUCAAGUCUUUUGAAGACAGAGUUGGAACCAUAAAGUCCAAAGUCGUGGGUGGCAAAGACGACGACGGCGCCAACCAGCUCCAUUCGCCGACGGCCUCUGGCGACAAGCCACCCCAGGACAACGCGCCCUUCUAAGUCGACAGCGUGGCGGUGCAUGGCUGCCGGAGAACCCUCACCCUUUGCUCUUCCCAACAUGCAAGACGAAAAUGAAAAAAAAAAAAAAAAGAAAGAAAGAAAGAAAGAAAAGAAUUGCGGUCCCACUCGGAAGAGAGAUCGAUCCAUACGUCCCUCUUGGCUGCUGGAAUCUUCAGGUCCAAUAAAGUGAACACACGGCUUUUUGUACACUUACACCUAUUUUACACUAAAGGUUACUCGGGGGGGAGCCCCGCGCUGUGCUUCCGUUUGGAAGGCUACCAUCGGGGACGAGUCUGCCAUUUGAGCCCAAAAGAGCCCCCCACCACCACUUUUAUGCUUCACAGGCUUGUAGACACUGCCCCCCCCCUCCUCGUUCCCUCCGGUUGCAAGCAGAAAUUCGACUUUUUUUUUAUGCAAUAUGGAAAAAGGGUCGUUCCAAGAGGGGUUAGCUGUAUGUGAACAGCUGGGCGCUCUAUAUAUACCCUUAUUCCCAUCUCCUCGGUAUAACUAGCUAGCUAGCUUUCAGUUACUCUAGCUUCUUUUCUUUCUGGGCAGUUAAGAAUGGCCCGUGACUGCUCUAGAAAUCUCCUCAUCUCUUGUUUAGAUUGAUAAACCAAGUUUACUUAGUGGGGUUAAAGAUAUUCCCCUUCUCUCUCCCCCCCCCUUUCUGGGAUUCUCGGAAAGGAAUCUCCUUUUAGCGCCAGCCGCCCGGACAUCUCUUAAGCUUUAAUAAAUCUCAGAAAGUUUAUUUUUUUGGGGAAUGGGAAGUGGACUUCUGCACUUUUAGCAUUGCGAUCUAGGGGCCACCUGUUUUUCAGACGCGGGAGCUGAAACACAAGCCUUACAUCACCACCUGCUUUACUCAUUUAUAAUCUUUUUAUAUCUCGGAAGUGUGAAGAAUGUUGUGGGUGAGAAAGGAAAGGAAAGGAAAGGGGUUGAGGCAUCUUACCAUAGAAACUGCAUGUGGCUCUUAUUUUUUUUCAGUGGCAUGUGGCUGUGUUGCAUACAUACUCGUACGCAUGUUCUCUCUCUCUCUCUCCCCUUCUCUCUCUCUCUCUCUCUCUCUCUCUCUCUUUCUUUCUCUCUCUCUCUCUCUCUCUCUCUCUCUCUCUCUCUCUCUCUCUCUCUCUCUCUCUCUCUCUCUCUCUUUCUCUCUUCCCUGAGUGUACUGAAAUUGCUUCUCUGUCCUCUGGAUUUGGAUCUUGCCUUAGAAAGUCCUGGAGGCAGCAAGGGAAUUUACCGGGAUUAUUGGGGCGCCCAAAUUCCGUUCUGCUGGGUUUUCUUUCUUCGUUCGUUGCUCCUUCCACGAACUUUCGCCUGAUGUUUUUGAGAUUCUGUUCAUGGCUUCUGCAACCAGUGGAUGGCCCUGUUCAUAGGCUGCUGUUGGCGAUUGCGCGUGGAAACACUAAUAUGUUGAGGGUGAGAACGUGCCGUUCUCCUGACUUUGUAGCGUGAAGACAGAGGCGCCACUAAGCGAUCCAAACGUCUCUGUGCCUGAAGAGGCUCAGUGGGACGGGAAGCAGUGCCCCGCAGGAGUUACCAACGGUUGACAUUUGCACCCAAAAAGAACAAUUUGGUGACCCUUCCUCUCUCUCUCUCUCCAGUCUCUUGAGAAGCACGUUUUGACACUUAAGCGUUGACGAUGAAAUUCUCCCUGCGUCCUUUUGUUCCUGUUGGCUGAAUAUCUUCCUGGUCAAACGUGGUUCAAAAGAAGCAGGAGAAUCCACAGAGGUUAGGAUACGGGGUUUUACUGUAGUUUCUUAAGAGGGAGGUAGCCCACCUGUGUUGGAAAAAAAGGGAGGAUUGGUGUUGAUGCGACAGGGAGCUGCAGGAUGAGGCUAAGUUGUUUCUCCUGUACGGGUCUGGAGGAAAUUUGUCAAUAAAAUAUUCCUUUUGGAAAAGCAGA